CAUAUCUUUCGACUUCUGAUUUUUUAUUUCUUAGCGAACAAUUUAAUGGAUUUAAACACAUGGGUAUCCGACAAUGCCAUGAAGCUAUUUGGCAUGUCCGAGCGAACGAUGGUUGAUUUCAUAAUCGCCACAGCUCGAAAAUCUUCUUCACCCGACGCACUGUACAGCUCGUUACAAGCUGCCGGAGCACCUUCCGAUGAUUCAGCACGACGAUUCGCAUUGGAACUGUACGGACGAGUACCACACAAGCAAUCGACGUCAGUUGCAGCUGCUGCUGCGGUAGCAGCCAAAGCACAACGUAAAAAAGAGGAAAAAGAAGCUGCGAAAUUACGAAAAGCAAAUGCAUCGUUCCAGACGUUAUUGGAAGAGCCAACACAUACUCGUGACGACGACCAAGACGACGACCAACGGCGUUUACGUAAAAUGGAGAAAAAAUUGCGAAAGAAACAAAAGCGAGAAAAAGAAGAAUCAAAUGCUUUGAUGAGUGAUGACGACACAGAGAUCAAAACUACGGCACGCGACCGUAAACGGAAAAAAGAAGAAACCGAAGAGCAGGAAGACUUGGACGAAAAAGAAAAAGAAGAAGAGCGAUUACGGGAUAUUGCUGAACGUGAUGCACUUGCCAACCGUAUUAAGGAAAAAGAUAAGGAAAAGACGAAGCAGAUGGUUGAAGAUCGUUCGUCUAAAGAAGGCAGCGAAGCACGCAAACGAAGGAAUUUGGGUGAUGACAAAGAUGCACGGAAAUCAGUAUUACCAUCCAUCCGUGAACGUUCUCGGCAAGAGUAUCUCAAACUGCGUGAACAGCAACGAUUGGAACUUUUGCGCAAACAGAUUGAAGAUGAAGAGUUUUUGUUCAGAGAUCAAAAGUUGACCAAGCGCGAAAUCCAGGAACACGAGUACAACAAACAGGUGCUGGCACUUGCGGAAGCUCGACUCCAAAUUGACACAAAGGAAGAUGCCUACAUGAUGCCGGAAGAUUAUAUCACGGAAAAGGGCAAAAUCGACAAGAAGAAAAAAGAAAGCGCCUUGUACAAACGAUAUGAGGAUGAUGAGCAGUUUAUUUCGGAACAAGAUCAAUGGGAGCAAUUGCAAAUACAAAAAUCAGCACGACGACCUGAACGUGAAGGAGAAGACGAUUAUGAACUUGUGUUCGAUGAUGAUCAGAAGAUUGACUUUGUCAUGGCAGCCAAACUCAACGAGCCCGAGGGUGAGGAUGCCGAGUUGAUGGAUCGGAUAGACGAAGCCGAACGUAGAGCCAAGUCUAUCGAAGAAACACGAAAAUCUCUCCCUAUUUAUCAAUACCGUGACGAAUUGAUCCAGGCCAUUAACGAUUUUCAGGUGCUUAUUAUUGUCGGUGAAACUGGUAGUGGAAAGACAACGCAGUUACCGCAGUAUCUGUACGAGGCUGGCUAUACAAAGGACGGAUUGAAGAUUGGAUGUACACAGCCGCGUCGUGUGGCCGCCAUGAGCGUAGCAGCACGUGUGGCAGAGGAAAUGGGUGUUCAUCUUGGCAGCGAAGUCGGCUACAGUAUUCGUUUUGAGGACUGCACGACGGAUAAAACGACAGUAAAAUACAUGACUGAUGGUAUGCUUCUUCGCGAGUUCAUGACGGAACCCGAUCUGGCUUCAUACAGCUGUAUGAUCAUUGAUGAGGCCCACGAACGUACAUUGUCGACCGAUAUUCUGUUUGGACUUAUUAAGAUUUCGACCCGAUCUCAAGUUAUUGAUUUCUAGCGCUACCAUGAACGCACAAAAGUUUUCUGAGUUCUUUGAUGAUGCACCCAUCUUUAAUAUUCCCGGUCGGCCGUACCCAGUGGAGAUCUAUUAUACAAAG
Molecule: messenger RNA, 1834 nt
Organism: Zychaea mexicana
Lineage: Eukaryota; Fungi; Mucoromycota; Mucoromycetes; Mucorales; Lichtheimiaceae
Exons: 6
Coding region: 46-1734 (562 amino acids)
Cellular component (GO): catalytic step 2 spliceosome; intracellular anatomical structure
Molecular function (GO): RNA binding; ATP binding
Source: RefSeq, a predicted model, not a curated record